AUGUGUGAACUGCACGUGAGAGCCAUUGCGCAUGCUCCCUGGACCGCCACCAGCAUUCUAAGCACGUGCGAACUGCACGUGAGAGCCAUUGCGCAUGCUCCCUGGACUUCUAUCAGUAUCCCGGGCACGUGUAAAUUGCACAUGAGAGUCACUGCACAUGCUCACUGGACCUUCUCCAGAAUUUCCCCCACCCCCACCCCGCACGUGCGAAUUGCACGUGAGAGCCACUGCGCAUGCGCUUGGAGCCUGUGCGCGUGGCUUGCUCCUGCUGUGAAGAAGCCUGACCCCAAAGUCUCUCAGGUCCGACUACACAGCAGCGAGCUCAGUGGGAGAAAGCUGCUCCUGCAACGUCUCCUUCCUCAAGCUCUCAAAGAGGGGAGACUCCGGGAAUGUUACAAGAUGUACGAGAAGGUGCGCGACAAUCAGAAAAAGAUCCUGAGCGGCACCAGCAGCCAAAAUCUAGACCAGCAAUACCAGGAGCAGGUUCAGAUACUGGAACGCGAUUUCCAUGAGGUCUUCUCCACCACAAAACUGGAGGAGAUGAAAGCUGCAGCCACCGAAGAGUACAUGGAGGACCUGGAAAACUUAUAUCGACGGGUCCUAAAUACAUUUCUGGACACUCUCCUCAUCCUUGUCUCCGAAGACCUCCACAAAAUGCAGAUCCUAAAGGAAAUGAUCACCUGGAUGUCCCAGGACGGCACCUGCCAGGAGAUCUGGGUGGUGAUGAUCAUCAGCCAGGUGCUCGGUUUUGCCUCCGAGACAGCCUCCAGAAGCAAGAGCAUCUACGUCCCAUGUCUGGGUGUCCUGGCAGCAGAACUGUCCCUCCUGUGUUUCCAUCGAAAUGAGCAGGUGACUCAGCAUGCAUCCAUGGGCCUCUACCACCUGCUCUGCAUUGCAAAGCACCACAGUGGGUGUCAAGAAUUACAGGUGCCCACAGCUGAAGAACCAGGUCACAGUGCUCUUUUCUGGUUUCAGUAUAUAGGCCAAAAUUUAGUGAAAGACUUUGUGGUCGACUUCGUGUGGACUCUCCUUUUAAAAAUAUCGGAGGAUGAUUUCACGACAGCAUCCAAGGCAGCCAGCAUCCUUCAUCUGACCCUGGAAUUUCACUCCUGUAAAGUGUGGGACGUGGCCCGGAUCCUGGAAACCAUCUACAAACAGCUCUUGGAGUUGUCCUCGCCUGAGCUGAGGGAGGCCAUUCUGCAGGUGGUCACGCUGCUCACCCGAACCGAUCCCAACAAUGUCAUCUUCGAGCUGGUGAGAUGGAGCUCUCCAGUGGACAGGACCCUGAUCCUGAUGUGGAAGGCGAUGGGUGGAGAGUCCAGCAGUGCCCUGAAGGUGCUCGAAUACAUCUUGAUAAUGCUUAAGGACAAGCCACACGACAUACCUGAGGAGCACUCGGACUUCUUUAUCAACCCCAGGAACAUGAUGCCUGUGACGGCUUGCCAGGCCCUUUGCACGCUGCUGCCUUUGGCAACCUACAGAAAGGCAGUGGCACGGCUGUUCCCCAACUUGCUGAUGGCGCUGCUGCUGCAGAUCCUCUUCCACAGUGAACUGAGUCUCAGGUCAGAGGAGGAGCCCUGCUAUGCCCAAGAGGCGCUGAGAGUCCUCCUACAGUGCUCGGGGCUCCAGGACGUGGACACAAUGCUGGAAGAGAAAAACUGUUGGGCUCAGUUCUCUGAAGUCCUAUUCCACAAGGAAGGGGUCCUUCUGGUGGCCAAGGCACUCUGUGAGCACAACUUCCCACAGUUCCAAGAGACUUUGCAGUAUGUCUCCGAUACCGCUCUGAUAGGUUCCAGAAGUUCAGAAGCUACCAUCAUCACCGUGAUAGUGCUCACAGAACUCCUAAACAAGGACUUCAAGGAGGAAUUCCCCAAGGAGUUUCUGUUUAUCUACCAGAACUGGGUCAGUGACUCCUGCCCCAUUGUGAGCGAAAUGAGUCUUCGGACAAUCACCCGGGUGGCUUCUAUCAUCAAUAAUAUAGAAAAUGCCAGAGGCCUGCUGACAACAGUUCUGGGCGCCUUGGACUCCAAAGACAAGAACGUCAUCCUCCAGGCCCUCCACACCCUCCGCCAGCUCCUGAGCAAACUGAACAGGAUGACUUACUCUUCCAUGUUGAGCCAUAUCACCUCUAGAUAUUAUCGACUAAUGAUACACGUGUGCCCUGAGAUCCGCAGCACAGCCAUCCGGAACCUGGGCCAGCUGCUCGAGGACAUGAGCCAGAACAAAAAGAAGCAGAGAAAUGUGGUCUUUGAGGUCCUGGUGGCCCUGGUCGUGUUUUUGGAGGACACGGAGAUCGUGGUGGCCAAAGCAGCCCACGACACGCUGGACAUCUGCGCCCUCCAACUCCAAUGGAACCUGGGUGACCUGCUCAGAUGCAAACAUCUAAAUUAUGAGCAGGUGGUGCUCUCCAUUUGUAACAACGUUCUCAUUUCUAAAGGACACCUCAUCAAUGAAUUGAUCGGUGGCACUUUGGACUUCCUGCCGAACUCCCGAGAAUGUCUGAAGAGGGCAUCUAUCAUUUUAUUGGGUUACCUGGUGAAGUUGGGGAGCCAUUUACUCAUCAGAGAAGAAAUGGACGUCAUCCUGGAGGCUGUGAGCCGCCUGCUCUUCUACGAGAACCUGGAGAUCAAGGACCUGGCGAGGCGGACCUACAGCAUCCUCGAGGAGCUCUCGCCCAACAUCACCUCCUCCAGCUUCAAGAAGGCCUGCCGCCUGCUCCUCCACUUCCUAUAUACACAGAGAGUGAUGCUCCUUUACAACUUGCCCCUGAAAGGGCACUUGGAAUUGGAGCCCCCCCAAGGAUGUCAAGACCGCCAGGAAUGUCAAGACCUCUCUUGAGCAGGAGGCUCAAGAGAACCUGAAGGAGGAGACAUCGGGCUGCCCCGAAGUGCCCCAGAGAGCAAGUGACUCCAUUCCUGCUGGGGCUGCUGGGGUACUGAGUACUGGGAAUCUACCAAUAAAAAUGGAAAAUCAGAAAA
Suncus etruscus (white-toothed pygmy shrew) is the source of this 2978-nucleotide messenger RNA. RefSeq names its product maestro heat like repeat family member 9 (gene MROH9). The transcript is spliced from 19 exons. The coding region runs from base 1 to 2838 and encodes 945 amino acids. Gene Ontology annotation, cellular component: cytoplasm. The record is from RefSeq and is a predicted model, not a curated record. NCBI's taxonomy places the organism in Eukaryota, Metazoa, Chordata, Mammalia, Eulipotyphla, Soricidae.